AUGCCUGUGCGAGUUCUACUUAUACAGGAACGAAUCACGUUCGAGGCUGCUGACAAGCAGAGAAAUGAUGUCAGUCAAAACUCCUCGCUUAACUGGAUCCUACUCUACAGGCCCUAUCCAAGCAUUUCGGGGACGGCAAUUCAUCGUCUCAAAGCCCCCAGAGCGCUGGUGUUAAAUGAUGCUGGCAUGAAAGUCAAAAUAUCACCCAUUGAUCAGGAUUUACACAAGAUCGGAGAGGAUAGGAAUUAUGCUUGUGGAUUUUCUGUCUGUAACUUUGUGUGGAUUUUUCUUGCCUGCCAGCGCCAGGGACAGAUGUGGCAGUUUAGUUUUCUCGCGCUACUGGCGGGAUCCAGCAGCCAACAGCCCGACUGGACGCAGUGGACGGAGGGAGAAAUCAAGCCGCCAGAAGACUCUCGUCAGAGUCGUCACCCGAUGGUCCUCCUCUGGGGCCAGCAUGUGAAAGCCUCUCAACCUCAACAAUCAAGCGCGUCAUAG
Messenger RNA from Blastomyces dermatitidis ER-3, 495 nucleotides. RefSeq lists its product as uncharacterized. The transcript has 2 exons. Bases 1 to 495 code for a protein of 164 amino acids. The record is from RefSeq and is a predicted model, not a curated record. NCBI's taxonomy places the organism in Eukaryota, Fungi, Ascomycota, Eurotiomycetes, Onygenales, Ajellomycetaceae.